Molecule: messenger RNA, 1380 nt
Organism: Ceraceosorus guamensis
Lineage: Eukaryota; Fungi; Basidiomycota; Exobasidiomycetes; Ceraceosorales; Ceraceosoraceae
Product: kinase-like protein
Exons: 7
Coding region: 1-1380 (459 amino acids)
Biological process (GO): peptidyl-serine phosphorylation; peptidyl-threonine phosphorylation; mRNA cis splicing, via spliceosome
Molecular function (GO): ATP binding; protein serine/threonine kinase activity
Source: RefSeq, a predicted model, not a curated record
AUGUCCGCAGCCGAUUACAACCCAGACUCUGAUCGCUUAGAAGACGAAGCCAGGGCUCGAGCAAAGCUGCAGACAAAUACUGGAGCGAACGGCGCGAGCCAACCAGUCGAGGGGGGGCCAUCGCUUGCCGCUGGUAUCGGCGAAGCUCAAGAACGUGUUGAUGGCGCUGAAAGCGAAUAUGAAGAGAUAGAGGUGGAUGACGAUGACGAAGUGGACGACAUGUUCGCGUUGGGGAGCGAUGACGAAAGUAGCAAGCCGAAGAAGAAGAUCAUUCGAGUGAAGAAAGGAGCAAUUGCUUCACAAGCUGUGUCUGCAAAUCUUCUUGACAACUUUGACGACGCUGACGGGUAUUACAGGAUCAAUCUUGGCGAGCGUAUAGGUCCGGAAGGACGCUACCUGGUGUUUGCCAACCUCGGCAGAGGCAUGUUCAGCAACGUCGUAAAGGCUCGAGAAACCAUUCCUUCCACCAGCACCGAGCCUGCGCGUGAGCGCGAAGUUGCCAUCAAAGUCGUACGAUCUCAGGAGACCAUGUAUAAAGCCGGCAUCAAGGAAAUGGCUAUCUUGCAAAAGCUGGCAUCGCUGGACCCAGAAGAUAAGCGCCACGUCAUUCGUUUGGACAGCCACUUUGAACACAGAGGUCACCUUUGCAUGGUGUUUGAACUUCUAAGCAUGAAUCUGAGAGAAGUAGUCAAGCGUUUCGGUAAAGACGUCGGGCUCAAUUACCGCGCUGUCCGAGCGUAUGCCCAUCAGAUGUUUUUGGCCCUGUCUCUGCUGCGCAAGGCCAACGUCAUCCAUGCCGAUAUCAAGCCGGAUAACAUACUGGUCAACGAGGGCAAGAAUGUCUUGAAGCUUUGCGAUCUGGGUUCGGCAUCCGAUGCCACCGAAGUGGAGAUUACGCCUUAUCUGGUCAGCCGAUUCUACCGUGCUCCCGAAAUCGUGCUUGGGGCACCGUACGAUUCUGCAAUCGAUGUGUGGAGCAUUGGAUGUACUCUGUACGAGGUUGCGACUGGCAAAAUUCUGUUCCCGGGUCGCACCAACAACCAAAUGCUGCUCUUGAUGCAGGAACUUAGAGGUCGCUUCACCACGAAGCAAGCAAAAAAGGGCAGAUUUGCCGCUCAGCACUUCGAUGACACAAACAACUUUCUGAGCAUGGAAAAGGACAAAAACACUGGAGUAGACGUGAUCCGCAAAGUCAAUUUGCAAAAGCCUGUCGAGGAUCUGCGCGCGCGCUUACUGCCGGCAAACACCGCAAAGAAGCUAUCCGACGAAGAGUUGCGAUUGACGAACAACUUCAUCGACCUCCUCAAUCGCACGCUGGAGCUCGAUCCCGCGAAGCGCAUCACACCCAGAGAAGCUCUCAAUCACCCUUUCUUGUCUUAG